Messenger RNA from Portunus trituberculatus (swimming crab), 5894 nucleotides. RefSeq names its product neural proliferation differentiation and control protein 1-like. NCBI's taxonomy places the organism in Eukaryota, Metazoa, Arthropoda, Malacostraca, Decapoda, Portunidae. Gene Ontology annotation, cellular component: membrane. The record is from RefSeq and is a predicted model, not a curated record. Bases 94 to 1461 code for a protein of 455 amino acids. The transcript is spliced from 8 exons.
UCUUCAGUGUGCCGCGAGCCGCCAUUGCGAGCGGGUGUAGUAGCGCGUGUAGUGUCGUAUCGAUCGUCGGUCAUGGCGGGGUCUAUCUAACAUAUGGUCGCUCUGCCGUAUUCUACCGUGGCCACAGCCAACGCGAGCAUGUUGGCGUGGGUGAUAUGGACGCUCCUUCUACUCACCGCCUUCGUCCACGCCCACGCCAACCCAGGGGACAGAUUCAGUGGUGAUGUGGACGACGAUGAUGUGAUGAUUGACAAGCUGAAGGAUGUGUGGCUGAGUAACCAGCAGGCGAUGCGGCAGCUGGUCCCCUCACCCCCCCGCAGCCGCCACCAGAACGUGAACGACAAGAUCGAGUUUGCCGUCACCCCACAAGAUGAGCGGUACUACCAUCCCCCGACGCCUCCUCGCCGCGACUCGUCCCCCUCCGGCUCAGAGCUCCUACACCGCCUCACCUCUGACCUCAGCCUCCCGCCGCACCUCGAGUACCCCGGAGACCUGCUGCAGUACCCAGAUGAGGACGCGCAGUACCCAACGGAAUAUGCAGCGCAGUUCCGACCCCGUUACCGCCCCCAGGAGCUAAGGCGUCCAAGCUACCUCAGCCAGCAGGACCUUCAGUUCCCAAGGGCGCUGUACCCUGGGGCACUGCAGAAUCCAAGGCUGCUAGCGGAGGAGGAAGAGGAGCCGGAGGAGGGCGUAGAGGAGGAGGUAGAGGAUGCGAGGGAGUUUUUCAGGAAGGAGUUGGCGGGGGAUGAUGAUGACUAUAACAGCGACAGUCAGCUGAUGAUGAAGAAAGGAGAGGCAAACUAUAACCAAGAGGAGGAGAAGAGCAAGGACGUUGAUGACACAAGACCAGACGCAGCCGCUGAAACGCUUCCCACCCUGAAACUCGCCACCUCACAACCUGAAGCCGUGAACUACAUGCACCUCCGCCGAGCCUCUGCCGCCAACCACGAGCCCGGCUACUCACUCCACAAAGCACCAGGGGAAGGAGAUCAGCUCUCCGACGUGUACUUCACAGCGGUGUUGGCGGGCAGCACAGCCAUGGCGGUGUGUGCCGUGGUCGGGGCUGGCAUCUGCUGGUACAGGCUAAACAAGAGUCACAGGGCGGCUCAGGACGCGGAAUACCCGGCAUACGGUGUGACAGGACCUAACAAGGAUAUGUCGCCCUCCGGAGACCGCAAGCUCGCCCAGUCCGCCCACAUGUACCACUAUCAGCAUCAGAAGCAGCAGAUGAUCGCUCUCGAAAAAUCCUCGGGAGGGGAGCGUCAUGGGUCCACCUCUGACGUGGACUCCGAGGAAGAGGGUGAAGAGAACGAGUACACGGUAUAUGAAUGUCCCGGCCUGGCCCCGACUGGAGAGAUGGAGGUGAAGAACCCGCUCUUCCACGACGACCCAACACCGGCUACGCCCUCCAUCAGGAAGGAGACAGAGCAGGACCACGAGGAAGACAAGAGUAACAAGUGAAUGACAUGAACUGCAAGGCUCAAGUGGCUGACGAGUUUGAUUUAUCCCCGUAAAUAGGAAAAUGAAUGCUACAGUAAAUUAUGAGGCAGAGUGAACUUACAAGAAGUGUCUGGCGUACAUUGAUGUAACACAAGACGUAUUGUGAUGUGCAGCAGUCUUGUCAUUGUAUGAGCCGUGUGGGAAAAUGUCAUCAUAAUAAAACAAGCUUGUAAUUCGAUAAAAGGAACAUAAACACAACAGGAACAUGUAAGGAGAGAGUUGUACAUCCUGCUACACAUACGCACACAUACACGAAUACAUGCACCUACAUACACACACACUACCUGUGAAUGCCUGCAUAGAUUCCAGAAAAGAUCAACCCGCACAACUCUCGGCUCACGGGACACUGGAUCCUUUUUUUUGCAAGUUUAGAAAAAAUACAGCUGUGUACAAUGUCGAAAAAAAAAAAAAAUUAUCAGCAUCACUCUUCCUUUCCUAAAAACUCUUACAAGACAAGGCAGAGAAAACAAAUAUAUACAAACUAGCAGAAUACGUGUUGAUAAGAGCUUGCUAUCAGUUUCUACAAAUUAGUCACUUUUUACAUUUGCAUAGAUUCUCUAGAAAACAAGAAAAGAUCAUUGAUGCAUACAAAAAUAGUUUCUAUAAAUAUUUUUACUUUCACACCUACUGAAAUUAAUUUAGAUCAAGAAAAGGAAAGCAGAAAGAAUGUGACAGAAAAGAUGCGUUUCUAAUAAAUUCUUUAACCUUUACAUCUACAGAAAUCCCGUUAGAGAGUAACAAAAAAAUCUAUGAUAAGGAAGAGAUCAGUUAGCCAAAGCACAGUUACCGGUAAAGAUUAUUCUGUCUUGUACUUUCUGUUGGUCACUUAACGGAGCAAGUCACGUGGAGCCGCCGGCCAUUUAUCAUAUUGAUCGCAAACCAUCAGAAGAUCGAUAAAAUGGAUAAAUGGAUACGCAAGACCUUAACGAAAACGCUGCACGGAUCCUGUCAUUUACCAAUAUUGUCAAUGUUCCAAAAUGAGGAAGAAUUUUUCUCCUUAUUCUUCUUUUUCCUUCGUUUUCUUUUACAUUACUAAACUUGGCAAACCUUUCAUCGUUUAGUACAAAUGUAGGAUGAAGAUGAUGAAGAUGAAGACGAUGAUGAAUUUACCAGAGAUUUUGAUAGUGAGUCUAGAUAGAUGGUGUGACACUUUUGGGGUAGGAAAGUUACAUAUACAGCUAAGAGCCUCCUCAUCUUACGUAGAUUAAUCCCGUACAUGCUACACAAAAUCCACCAUCAUGCCAAACACGAGACAGUAUUAUUACUUGUUCACUUACCACGAGAGGGAAAGCAAAAAAAAAAAAGAUAUAUAUAUAUAUAUAUAUAUAUAUAUAUAUAUAUAUAUAUAUAUAUAUAUAUAUAUAUAUAUUAUGUAUAAUAAUAAAAGGUGAAAUAUUUAGAAGUCUAUAAACCGCUAACAGAUCUCUCUUUUCUACCCAUAACAUGUACACACAUUAAGAGAAAAAAUAAUGCUAAUAAUGAUAUCAACAGCCACUCUCGAUUUUCUGUCGUGACUCUUAUACUGAAAAAUUUCACUUCCAAUCAGCCCCAAUCUCGCAGCAGCAUUGUUGAGUCCCCAGUAACGUUCAAAAGCUCGCUGCCUCUACAAGUUCCCGCAUUUACCACUACAUACACACACGUAGCUCCGGCAGGAUUGUGUCUCCUUAGUGUAAAGAAGUUAAAAGCCAUAUCCUCAUCCCUCCUAUUUAAUCCUUUGUAACUGUACCAUCCUCAGAGCUUAACUUCUUAUUUAACCCUAGUCAUAUAGGCCUAUCUCAUUAUAGUAUACUUUUUUUUUGUUUCUCAUACAUAUACACACACAUAACUUGAUCGACUUCAUAUACGUACCAUACAUAACCGUUAUUCAUAGUUAUGCGUGUCUAUAUUAGCUAAACUGACUAUUUCGUAGAUGCUCUGUUCCCGAAGCCUUGUCUACGUAUGCCUUCAACUAAAGAAAAGGAAAAAAAUAUAUAUAUGAAAGAAAAAAAAUGGAUAUAUAGUUUGUCCCCUUGAAUUACAUAUAAGUUUAGUGAAGAAAAUAAAUUAGCUCUCCUUGUAUUUUCUUAUCGAUGCGUGAUUGUACAGCCACGAUUGAUUAGUUUAAGACAAAUGCCCUCACUCACAGAUUUCUGAAACAAGCGCACUCGCCACUGUACUAACUGCUACGCUAAAUUAUUGAUAUUUUUUUAAACACCAGAUUACUGAGUUUAUUUUUUCGUGAGUCUUCCCUCUCCUCAACAUACCCAAAUAGUGGUAGUUUGUCAGAGAAAAACUUUAUGGAGGAAAUAUAGACAUUCGGUGGUAAACAAUAACGAGGGAUGCUAAUUUCUCUCUCUCUCUCUCUCUCUCUCUCUCUCUCUCUCUCUCUCUCUCUCUCUCUCUCUCUCUCUGACGUGGUGAUUUAUUGCUUUACGGUCAUAAGUAUGUCCGAACACACACACACACACACACACACACACACACACACACACACACACAAACACACACUUUGUCACACACAACAAGAGGUAUUCAGUGAUAUGGCUACUUUUUCCUCUAGUCUAGAAGGUAAAGCACUCGCUUGAUAAGUGUCUUCAGUGAUAGCAUAUCAACUUUUACGUCUCUCUCUCUCUCUCUCUCUCUCUCUCUCUCUCUCUCUCUCUCUCUCUCUCUCUCUCUCUCUCUCUCUCUCUCUCUCGUUCUUAUAGCUAGAGCACACACAUUUGAACGUCACCACACACUGUAUGUUCUCAGCACAUCCUCCUCACGCUUGCCAAAGUUGAGUUGCUCUCCCCCAAAGCCUUCCCUGUACGCUGUCACCACCCACCUCCCGCAGGCCACCGAGGUUGAGGCAGUGACAAUAAAAUGUUAACGUGUAUUCGCUACAGUAAAGAUAGUUGUCUAAAUUAUAAUAUUCUUUAAAAUAGGAAAAAUGGGUCAAUAUCACGAGAAAUACUACGUCCCCGUACUGUAUUGUUCAUAAGUCAAAAAUAUUUAAUUACGUUCAUUGAGAUAAAUUAUUAGUGGAGUAUACUGGAGUAAAUAAUAUAAGUUUAUAUAAUCAUUACUGAGCCAUUUUACAUAGGAUCAAUGUUGUGUUACGUUUAGAUGAACUCUAUAAAAGUAUAUAUAUAUAUAUAUAUAUAUAUAUAUAUAUAUAUAUAUAUAUAUAUAUAUAUAUAUAUAUAUAUAUAUAUAUAUAUAUAUAUAUAUAUAUAUAUAUAUAUAUAUAUAUAUAUAUAUAUAUAUAUAUGCACUCACAAAAUAUUGCAUGCCUUAAUUGUUCCUUACAGUCUAUGUUCAGUAUUAUAAAGCAAAUAUAUCUAUAGAAAUAUAUACAUACAGUACUUAGUGUGGUGUGAUUUAGCAUUAAGGAGAGCCUAGUUAGCUUGCUGGAAACAAGUAUAUUUUUGCUGUAUUAGAUUGUAUACUGAAGGAAAAGCCACUGAGCUGGGAACUGACCACCCGAGACAGACUCCGCUGCCAGUCGGUCUUGGCCCUGUCUUUCUUCAGUCGUCUUAGUCACUGCAGCUGUAGUCAAUAUGAACGCUGAAUGUUGCACACUGUUUAAAAGAAAAUACGUGUUUUUCUUUUGAAUAAAUGAGUCAAUAUUUGUGCCUGUAUUAAAGGAGAAUUUUUAUAUCAAAUUACAAAGUACCUAAGAUUCGACUGUCACGUUGGUCUGCCUCUUGACGGCUCCCAGCUCUCCCUCUCGCGGCCAGAGACCCUCAGGCUGGCUCGCCGCGGUCGGUCCUGACGAAACCACCACUUUUGCCCCAAUGUACUACGUACACUACCAGCUACCAGAAGUUAGCACUCACGACCAUCCUAUCAGGGAAUACUAGUUUGGCUCGUAAGGUCGGUUAAAAUGAGUACAUUCUACGGACUAAUAAAUUUUAGAAGAAAACUUGCAGGUCUUUUUUUUCACUCACGUUGGUUUCGUUGGAGAUGAGUAUAUUAUAUUUUGACAGAAUUUGUACUUCACAGCCUGCAUUUGUACGUACUGUCGUAUCAGAAAAAAAGCGCGAGAAACUAAUAACUAGGUGUUGCUUACAUAUUCUGUAAAACUUCGUAUCUUCUCUUAAUAACACAAUCUCUCAGUAAAACAGCAAAGUAGAAAAAUUAAUGCCUACGCCGUUUUGCCUCUUUGGAUAUCCACACAACAUUUACACAUUAUACAAGUUACCUCAAAUAGCUAGUAGCAGAGGGAAACGCUGAGCAGCACAACUUGUCAUGAUAACCCGGGUCAAGACAGUCACUUCUCUUUGCCAGCAUAUGAUUAGUGAACCUUGGCUAGAUCGCCCCAGAACACCACUACCAGAAGGACGGACACGUUGACCACAGAGUCUCAAUAGGUACCACUGUAGUCCCUCAUCAGACUGUAUGGCAAAUAAACUAACUUUCUGCUCCGCCAA